Messenger RNA from Candida tropicalis MYA-3404, 1701 nucleotides. RefSeq lists its product as uncharacterized. The transcript has a single exon. Gene Ontology annotation, biological process: transmembrane transport. NCBI's taxonomy places the organism in Eukaryota, Fungi, Ascomycota, Pichiomycetes, Serinales, Debaryomycetaceae. Gene Ontology annotation, cellular component: membrane. Gene Ontology annotation, molecular function: transmembrane transporter activity. Bases 1 to 1701 code for a protein of 566 amino acids. The record is from RefSeq and is a predicted model, not a curated record.
AUGGGUUUGAACAUCAUCGUUUCCAGAACUCCAUAUUCAAAGAGAAUGAAUCCUAUUUUAUCCAGAGCAGAGGAUCAUAUGCAUCAUUUGUCUGAAAUCAGAUCUGCAACCAGGGAUAUAGAUCCACAACACAAUGCUGGUGAUGUUGAUUUGUUAGCUCAGAUUGGUUAUAAACAAGAACUAAGACGUCAUUAUAGUACAAUACAAGUAUUUGGUAUUGCUUUUUCAAUCAUGGGUUUAUUGCCAAGUAUUGCAUCAACAUUACCUACUGGUUUGGAAUGUGGACCUGCAGGCUUAGUCUGGGGUUGGUUCUUAGCUUCUAUUUUUAUUCUUUGCCUUGGUUUCAGUAUGUCUUUCCUUGGUAGUGCUAUUCCAACCUCUGGUGGGUUAUAUUACUACACCAACUACUAUUGUCCAAAUGCUAUUAGAGUUCCAUUAAGUUUUUUAAUUGGUUGUUCUAAUUCCUUAGGGUUGAUUGGUGCUUUGUGCAGUAUAAGUUAUGGAUUUGCGGUUCAAGUUUUAUCAGUUGUUUACAUUCAACAAGAUGGUGGAUUUGAAAUUACCAAUGCAAAAUGUUAUGGUAUCUUUGUUGCUUGUGUUGUUACCUGUUGUAUAAUUUGUUGUCUAGCUACAAAGCAUGCAGCUUUGUUGCAAACAAUGUCCAUUAUUGUUAAUAUCUUCUUGAUUUUGUUAUUUGUCAUUGCUGUACCAGCCGGUAAAGCCCAUGACUUCAAUUCCCGUGGCUUUAUUUUUGGAAAAUUUGAAAAUUUUAGAGAUUAUGGUACUGUUUGGUCAUUUGCAUUGAGUUGGCAACCUGCAAUUUGGACUAUUGGUGCAUUUGACUCUACUAUUCACUGUAGUGAGGAGGCCAAAAACGCACAAAGAGCUAUUCCUGUUGGUAUCAUUGGGUCGAUUUCAACAUGUUGGCUUAUUGGAUGGAUUCUUUGUAUCGUCUGUUGUGCAUGUAUUAAGGAUGGUGAUGUUGAGAGAGUCCUAAAUUCUGAAACAGGUUCUGCCAUGGCUCAGAUAAUCUAUGAUGCGUUGGGGAAGAGAUGGGCUGUUGCUUUCAUGUCACUUAUUGCCUUUGGUCAAUACUUAAUGGCGAUUUCCCUACUGAUUGCUUUAUCUAGACAAGUUUGGUCAUUUGCUAGAGAUGAUGGUUUACCUGUUGUAUACAAGUGGGUGAAAUACAUUGACCCAAAGAUUAAAGUUCCUGUUCGUGCUACUAUCUUUGUUGGUGUGUUUGCUGUCAUUUUGGGAUUAUUGGUACUUAUUCAUGGAGCUGCUGGUUCUAAUGCCCUUUUCAGUUUGGCCAUCGGUUGUAAUGCUAUCUCUUGGGGUAUGCCUAUUCUUCUUGUUCUUUUACCUUACGGUCGUAAGAAGUUCAUCCCUGGUCCCUUCCAUUUUGGUAAGUAUCUUUCGACAUUUAUUAACCUUGUUAGUGCUGGUUGGGCUGGGUAUGUGAUUACAUUAUGUAUGUUCCCAGAUUCAUUACAUGUUGAUGAAGAGACUAUGAAUUAUACUGUUGUGAUCAAUGUCGGGGUUUGGCUAUUAUCUUUGGUGUACUUCUUUACCUGGGGAUAUAAGUUUUACAGUGGACCCAAGUCCAAUAUUGAUUCUGAGUAUUUGGAAUCGGUUUCAGUAUCAGCAUCAAGCCAAAAAAUGGAUGAAGUCUUAGCUGGUAAGAGCGAUAAGGUUUGA